UAAGGAAUAUAUUUGUUUUGAGUAUAAUGGAAGGUUUAGUUUUGAAGAAUCUUUGAAAGAUGAACAAAAUGGUGCAAAAACAGAAUAUCAAGAUAAUAUUGUUGAGUUUUUUUGGGUUUGUUUGUAA
Messenger RNA from Dentiscutata heterogama, 127 nucleotides. NCBI's taxonomy places the organism in Eukaryota, Fungi, Glomeromycota, Glomeromycetes, Diversisporales, Gigasporaceae. The record is from the annotation of a GenBank genome assembly.